AUGGUGAAGCGAAAAAGCUUGGAAGACGGUGAUCAGGAGUGUAGCAGAGGGAUUCCAUUUCCGAUUCAAACCUUCUUAUGGAGACAGACCAGCGCGUUUCUGCGGCCGAAGUUAGGCAAACAGUAUGAAGCGUCUUGCGUGUCGUUCGAGCGCGUGCUGGUGGAGAACAAGCUGCACGGGCUGUCGCCGGCGCUUUCGGAGGCCAUCCAGAGUAUAUCUCGAUGGGAACUGGUCCAGGCCGCUCUACCUCACGUCCUUCACUGUACCGCCAUCCUCCUCUCAAACCGGAACAAACUGGGACACCAGGACAAGCUGGGGGUGGCGGAGACUAAGCUGCUGCACACGUUGCACUGGAUGCUGCUGGAAGCGGCCCAGGAGUGUCACCAGGACCUAGGGCUGGGUCAAGGCUGGUCCGGGGGCAGCAGUAGCAGCGCCUUCCUCCAGCCCGUGGGCAACCAGGGCAUCUCUGGGGCCAGAAACAACGGCUCUGCAGAGGAGAACGAGAUGGCGCGUACCAAACUCUACCAGAGGAACAUGUCCACUGUGGAGCUGUUCGUCUUCCUGUUCGCUCCACUCAUAAACCGCAUCAAGGAGUCUGAUCUGACGUUCCGGUUGGCUAGUGGCCUGGUCAUAUGGCAGCCAAUGUGGGAGCACCGUCAGCCAGAUGUGCCCGCCUUCUCUGCGCUUAUCAAGCCCAUGAGGAACAUCGUAACAGCUAAGAGGACCUUUCCAGUCAACAACCAGUGCAGUCCUUGUGGUACUGGCAAACCAGGCUCCACGGCGGUGAGUGAAAGUGCUCAGUCAGACUCAGCUUCCCCCGGGGGCCAGAGCUGUCGCCGUGGCAACUCCGUGGAGAAGGGCAGCUCUUCGCUGCAGGGCUAUGAGAGAGGAUUUCUGCAGAAAGAGUUCUCUGUUGGUGGUGAGAUUUCUGUUUCCCAGCGAGCCAGGUACGGGACCUACUUUGACGUGGCCGUGUUGCGCUGUCUGCUCCAGCCUCACUGGGCGGAGGAGGGUGUGCACUGGGCUCUGAUAUAUUACCUCCAGCGUCUCAGACAGAUCCUGCAGGAGAAGCCCGAAUGCCCCCCCGAGCCCCUCGUCCCUCCCCUGCCACGCCCCAGGAGCACCUCUAUGGUCGCUGCCACGCCUUCUCUGGUCAACACUCAUAAGACACAGGACAUGACGCUGAAGUGUAAUGAAGAGGGACGGUCCCUGAGCUCAGAGACGUUUCCCAAAGUGUCAGUCACCAACCUGAGGAGGCAGGCUGUCCCAGACCUGUCCACAGACAUGGGCAUGAACAUCUUCAAAAAGUUUAAGAACCGGAGAGAUGACAGGGAAAGGAAAGGAUCCAUCCCGUUCCAUCACACGGGGAAAAAACGACAGCGGCGUAUGGGAGUUCCCUUCCUCAUGCACGAGGACCACCUGGACGUCUCGCCCACGCGCAGCACCUUCUCCUUCGGGAGCUUCUCCGGUCUGGGCGACGACCGGCGAACCCUGGACCGUGGGGGGUGGCCCUCCACCAUCAUGGGAAAGUUAACUCGUCGCGGCAGCUCAGACACUGCAGCAGACGUGGACAAUCUCAGCGUGAAACACUCUCACUCACACCACAACCUGCCAGAACAUUCCAACAGCCACGGCGACAACACCGUCAAAGAGGGUGUACGCUCCCAGAUCUCCACCAUAACCAUGGCAACGUUCAACACCACUGUCGCCUCCUUCAACGUGGGCUACACGGAUUUCUUCACCGAACACAUCAAGCGACUGUGUAACCCCAUCCCUGUGCCCGAGAUGCCCUGUGAGCCCCUGGCAUGUUCCAACCUGCCCCGCAGUCUCACUGACUCCUGCAUCAACUACUCAUGCCUGGAGGAGAGGGACAACAUCGAGGGGAUCAACAACUUCAUCCUGAAGAACGGCAUGCUGGACCUCACCGCAAUCCUGCGGGCGCUCUACGCUGUCCUGACCCACGACAUUAGCUCUCGGAUCUGUGACGUGGCCCUCAACAUCAUCGAGUGUCUCCUCCAGCUGGGUGUCGUGCCCAGCGUCAACAAGAAAACGUCCAAACCUGAGAACAAGGAGAACCAAAAUGAGCGCCCAAAAGACGGGGCCGGCCAGAGUAUGGGCGGGGCCCAGGGGGCCGUGUCUGUGGGCACUGGCUCCGCCCCUGGAGGAGGAGGGGGAGGUGGUGAUGGCGGAGGAGGAGGUGGAGGAGGAGAGAGUGACAGAGGGAGCAGAGAUGACGUUAAAAACAAUAAGGACAGUAAGGCAGAGCCCUCUACCCCGAGCACUCAUAAGCUGGCCCUGACCAUGCUGAUAAAGAUAGUGAAGUCUCUGGGCUGUGCGUACGGCUGUGGAGAGGGCCACCGCGGCCUGUCAGGAGACCGGCUGCGCAUGCAGGCCCAGAACUGCUUGACCAGUCUCUAUAAGCUGGACAAGGUUCAGUUUCGUCAGACGAUGAAAGAGUAUGUCAACAAGGACUCUCUAAACAACAUCGUGGACUUCCUGCAUGCUCUGCUUGGCUUCUGUAUGGAGCCCAUCACGGACAAAUACGGCAGUGCAGGUGAGAGGUCCAGGCGGGCGAAUAAACCAAACUUGGACAAGGCGGGCUUUGGGAAUAACUUCGCCACAGGAGGGGAUAAGUCCCUGGUCCAGAGUAUGGAGACAGUUGUGGUUGGCUGUAUGUUCAAGUCACUCAUAACACGGUGUGCCUCCACCACACAUGAGCUACACAGCCCAGAGAACCUGGGUCUGUACUGUGACAUUCGACAGCUGGUCCAGUUCAUUAAGGAAUCCCAUGGCAAUGUGUUUCGCCGUGUGGCUUUGAGUGCUCUCCUGGACAGCACAGAAAAACUCAGCACCACCAAGAGACCAGAGGACAAAGAGGAGCCCAGAGCAGCAGGACAGAAAAGUGAGGACCAGAUCCCCGGGGCUCUGCUGGGAAGGAAGGAUUUUUGGAGAAAGAUGUUUAAAUCUCAGAGUGCCGCGAGCGACACCAGCAGCCAAUCAGAGCAGGACACGUCAGAGUGCACGACCGCCCACUCCGGCACCACCACUGACCGACGCUCUCGCUCCCGCUCACGCCGCAUCUCCCUACGCAAGAAACUCAAACUCCCAAUAGGUAACUGGCUGAAGCGUUCCUCGUUGUCGGGGCUGGCGGACGGUGUAGAGGAUUUGCUCGACAUCAGCUCAGUGGACCGACUCUCCUUCAUAAGACAAAGCUCAAAGGUGAAGUUCACUAGUGCAGUGAAGCUGUCCGAGGGGAGCGCCAUGGAAUACGGCCGGGAAGAGGAAGAGAAUUUCUUCAAGCGGCUCGGUAAAUGGCGGUCCGGGCGGCGGAACCCAUCCAAGCUUCACCACACAGAGGAGAAAGAUGGUUGCCAUGGUUUCCAGGAGCGUCUGGCUGCAAGUCAGGACACGAUGAAGAAUAAGAACGUGGUUAAUCUUGGCGCCAUCAGACAGGGCAUGAAGAGGUUCCAGUUCCUGCUGAACUGCUGUGAACCAGGGACCAUCCCGGACGCCUCCAUCCUGGCUGCUGCGCUUGACCUGGAAGCUCCAGUGGUUGCUAGGGCCUCGCUCUUCUUGGAGUGCGCCCGUUUCGUCCACCGCUGUAACCGUGGCAACUGGCCAGAGUGGAUGAAGGGUCAUCACGUGAACAUCGCCAAGCGAGGCCUGUCCAGAGCGCGCUCGCCCGUCGCCGGGAACAAACGCAACAACAAGCUCCAAUGGAACGCUGCCAAGCAUUUCUACCAGUGGGGAGACGCUAUCGGAACGCGUCUGAGCGAGCUAUGCCACUCAGACAGCGAGAGCCCGGCCAACAUCCUGGGCUUUAUUUACGAUGAGGAGAGCAAGAGGAGGGCGAGGAAGGAGGACGAGGAAGAAGACUUCCUGGACGACAACACAGUCAACCCCACAAAAUGUGGCUGUCCCUUCGCCCUGAAGAUGUCUGCCUGCCAGCUGCUCCUGGAGAUCACGACCUUCCUGCGAGAGACUUUCCCCUGUCUGCCUCGGCCCCGCACAGAACCUCUCGUGGAUUUGGAGAGCUGCAGGCUACGUCUGGACCCAGAGCUUGGGCGACAUCGCUACGAGAGGAAGAUCAGUUUUGCGGGGAUUCUCGACGAUGAGGACGGUCACGACUCGCUCAACAGCAGUAGCCACACUCUGAAGUCCGACACGGGAUGUGAUGACAAAAAAUCCCAAGAGCCUUUGGCCCCCAUCAGAAAAAUCCGUAUUGGCGGUUCGCGGCUGCUGCAGAUAAAAGGAGCGCGGAGCUUUAGAGUGAAGAAGGGCGGCUCUCUGUCCUCCAUCCGUCGAGCCGGUAGCCUCAAGAGCACGAAAAUGUCCCGCCAGGACUCCGAGUCGGAAAACGAGGAGGGAUUGCUGUCUCAGAGUAGAGACACUGUCACUGACAUUGGGAGCCCAUGGAGUGCCAGCGAACCCAGCAUUGAACCAGAGGGUCAAGGCUCAGGAGGAAUUGAAGACAACUACCACCGCAACAUGUCCUGGCUUCACAUUAUGAUCCUCCUGUGCAACCAGCAAAGCUUCAUCUGCAACCAUGUGGAUUUCUGCCACCCUCGCUGUUACCAGCGCCAUAGCCGCUCCUGUGCCCGCCUGGUACGCGCCAUCAAACUGCUGUACGGGGAGACAGUCGACAGCCUCCGCGAAAACAGCACCUCCAGCAAUGUCAACACCCGGGCCAAGAAGUCAAAGGAGUGCUCUGAUAAGUCCUGCCUGCGGACGCCCUCCAUGAAGAGACGACCGACGGACAACAACGCAGAGGGGAAGAAAGACACGGGGAUGCUCAAGUACAUCCGCACUCAGGUGAUGAGCUUGUCUCCUGCUCCGCUCUCCCUGCUCAUCAAAGCGGCGCCCAUCCUGACGGAGGACAUGUACGGAGACAUCCAGCCCGCGGCCUGGGAGCUGCUGCUGAGCGUGGACGAGCACAUGGCUGCCGCUGCAGCGGCCAUGUUCCUGCUCUGCGCCGUGAAGGUUCCGGAAGCCGUGUCAGAGAUGAUGAUGGCCGAGUUCCACCAUCAGGAGGCCAGUCAGAGGAUCAACUCCGUGCUGAAGUUCUAUACCGUGUGGCGUUUCAGGUAUCAGGUCUGGCCACGCAUGGAGGAAGGCGCUCAGCAGAUCUUUAAGAUACCUCCACCCAGCAUUAAUUUCACUCUCCCUUCCCCUAUCCUGGGCAUGCCCUGCGUGCCCUUGUUUGACCCGCCGUGGGUGCCCCUGAACGCUGGCAGCGUUCAGGAUGCCAUCAGCGAAGACCAGUCGAAAUCGUUCUCGGCGCGGGCCGUGUCCCGGUCGCACCAGCGCGCGGAGCACAUCCUGAAGAACAUGCAGCAGGAGGAGGAGAGGAGGAGGCUGGGCAGGGAGGCCAGCAUCAUCACCGCCGUCCCCAUCGCUCAGGAGGCCUGUUACGAACCCACCUGCAGCCCCCCACCUGAGCAGGAGGAAGAGGCAGAAGAUGUGGUGAAUUUGACAUCCCGUCGCCUGUCGGUCAGUCCCUCCUGUGCUUCCAGUAAUUCCCACCGGAAUUACUCGUUCCGCAGAGGUUCCGUGUGGUCUGUGCGAUCCGUGGUCAGCGCUGAAGACGAUGAAAACACCACUGAGCACACGCCAACACACCACAUGCUGCAGCCCCCCCAGGCCGUUUUCCCAGCAUGCAUCUGUGCUGCUGUCUUACCCAUCGUCCACCUGAUGGAGGACGGGGAGGUGCGUGAGGAUGGAGUGGCAGUGAGUGCAGUGGCCCAGCAGGUUCUGUGGAACUGUCUGAUUGAAGACCCUGCUCUGGUUCUCAGGCAUUUCCUGGAGAAACUUACUGUCAGCAACAGACAGGAUGAGCUGAUGUAUAUGUUGAGAAAAUUGCUCCUGAACAUCGGCGAUUUGCCUGCACAGACCUCACAUAUUCUCUUUAAUUACCUGGUGGGUUUGAUCAUGUACUUUGUCAGGACUCCGUGUGAGUGGGGUAUGGAUGCGAUUUCAGCCACUCUGACGUUUCUGUGGGAGGUGGUGGGCUAUGUGGAGGGGCUUUUUUUUAAGGAUCUCAAACAGACGAUGAAGAAGGAGCAAUGCGAGGUCAAACUGUUGGUGACUGCGUCUAUGCCAGGCGCCAAGACAUUAGUGGUGCACGGACAGAAUGAAUGUGAUAUUCCCACCCAGUUACCUGUGCAUGAGGACACGCAGUUUGAAGCCCUGCUGAAGGAAUGUCUUGAAUUCUUUAACAUCCCGGAGGCUCGGUCGGCAAACUAUUUCCUUAUGGACAAGCGCUGGAACCUCAUCCACUACGCCAAGACGUACGUUCGAGACAUCUACCCUUUCAGACGCUCGGUGUCUCCCCAGCUCAACCUCGUCCACAUGCUUCCGGAAAAAGGACAGGAGCUCAUUCAGAAACAGGUGUUCUCGCGGAAGCUGGAGGAGGUGGGGCGAGUCCUGUUCCUCAUCUCUCUGACCCAGCGCAUGCCGGCCAUGCAUAAACAAUCCCACGUCUCCAUGCUGCAGGAGGACCUGCUCCGCCUGCCCUCCUUCCCCCGCACGGCCAUCGACGCCGAGUUCUCCCUCUUCAACGAGCCGUUAGGUAAAGAGCUGUUUGGUUUGGACACUCUACACAAGGUGCUGUGGAUCAAGCUCUUAGAGGAGAUGUUUCUGGGCAUGCCCAGUGAGUACCCGUGGGGAGACGAGAUCAUGCUCUUCCUCAACGUGUUUAACGGAGCUCUGCUCCUCCACCCCGAGGACAGCGCCCUCCUCAGGCAGUACACUGCCACUGCCAUCAACACAGCAGUCCACUUCAAUCACCUUUUCUCUCUCAGCGGAUACCAGUGGAUUCUCCCCACCAUGCUCCAGACUUAUUCUGAUUAUGAGAGUAAUCCGUUGCUCCGGCGGGGAAUUGAGUUCUGCUGUCGUCAGUUCUACAUCCUCCACCGUAAACCUUUCAUCCUUCAGCUGUUCGCCAGCGUAGCCCCUCUCCUGGAAUUCACUACGUCCACCAGCACUGGCCUGUCUAAGGGCGUGUCAUCUCAGUGUCUGUUUGACUUACUGGUUUCUCUGGAGGGAGAGACGGCUGAUGUGCUGGAUGCUCUGGAGCUGGUCAAGGCCGAGAAACCUCUGCGUUCACUCGACUUUUGCUAUGGUAACGAAGAUCUGGCCUUCUCCAUUAUUGAGUCCAUAAAGCUGUGUGUGACAGUGGUCGCCUAUGCACCAGAGUCCUUCAGGAGCCUGCAGAUGCUGAUGGUGCUGGAGGCCCUGGUGCCGUGUUUUCUGCAGAGGCUGAAGAGUAACACUCAGGCCCUGGAGUCAGCGUCUGCCGCGCGGGACGAGAUCGCCGCCAUAGCUGCUCUGGCCACGUCUCUACAGGCCCUGCUCUACAGCGUGGAGGCACUGACCAGGCCGAUGACGGCGCCACAGAUGAGUCGCUGUGACCAGGGGCACAAAGGAGGCACGACGGCCAACCACGCCAUGUCAGGAGGAGCCAACACCAGGGAUAACCUGCACCUCCUGGAGGAGGGCCAGGGCAUGCCCAGAGAGGAGCUGGAUGAGAGGAUCGCGCGUGAGGAGUUCAGGCGCCCUCGCGAGUCGCUCCUCAACAUCUGCACCGAGUUUUACAAACACUGCGGCCCAAGACUGAAGAUCCUGCAGAACAUCGCCGGAGAACCCCGCGUCACGGCCUUAGAGCUACUGGACAUCAAAUCACACAUGAGGUUGGCAGAGAUCGCGCAUUCUCUUCUCAAACUAGCCCCGUACGACACGCUGACCAUGGAGAGCAGAGGCCUGCGGCGUUACAUCACAGAGAUGCUGCCCAUCACCGAUUGGUCGGCGGAGGCGGUACGCCCCGCCCUCAUCCUCAUCCUGAAGAGACUGGACCGAAUGUUCAACAAGAUCCACAAAAUGCCGACGCUCAGGUGCGCAAGACCGCAAGCUCUGUGUACCAGGCGGCAGGUGGAGUGGGAGGCGGCCAGCAGUCUGAUUGAAGGGAUUUGUCUGACUCUACAUCGUCAGCCAAUCAUCUCCUUCCUGCCCCAUCUGCGCUCUCUCAUUAACGUCUGUGUCAACCUGGUAAUGGGAGUCGUCGGCCCGUCCAGUGUGGCAGACGGGCUGCCCCUGCUGCACCUGAGUCCGUACCUGUCCCCUCCUCUCCCCUUCAGCACCGCUGUGGUCCGAUUGGUCGCCAUGCAGAUACAGGCUUUGAAGGACGACUUUCCUCUCAGUCAUGUGAUCUCCCCGUUCACCAAUCAGGAGAGACGAGAGGGGAUGCUUCUCAAUCUGCUUAUCCCAUUCGUUCUCACUGUGGGCUCUGGAAGAAAAGACAGUCCCCAGUUGGAGCAGCCUGAGGUGUUCCUGCUCCUCCAAACCGUCAUUAACAUUCUCCUGCCUCCACGGAUCAUCAGCACAUCCCGCAGCAAGAACUUUGUCUUGGACGCGUCUCCGGCCCACUGCUCCACUCCCGGAGACACGGGGAAAGACCUGCGCAGGGAGGGGCUUGCCGAGUCCACCAGCCAAGCUGCUUACCUGGCUCUGAAGGUGGUGCUGGUGUGUUUCGAGCGGCAGCUGGGGAACCAGUGGUAUCGCCUGAGUCUGCAGGUGAAGGAGAUGGCACUGCGUAAAGUGGGCGGCUUGGCCUUCUGGGAUUUUAUCGACUUCAUCGUGCGCACGCGCAUCCCCAUCUUCGUCCUCUUGCGUCCCUUCAUUCAGUGCAAGCUGCUGACGCAGCCGGCGGAGUCUCAGGAGGAAAUCACUGCCCGCCACCACAUCGCCGACCAGCUGGAACGCCGCUUCAUCCCGCGUUCGCUCUGCAAAAGUUCGCUCUUCGCCGAGUUCAACAACGAGCUGAAGAUUCUGAAAGAGGCCGUCCACAGCGGCUCGGCCUAUCAGGGGAAGACCUCCAUUAGCACGGUGGGGACAUCCACUUCGGCGUACCGGCUGAGUCUGGCCACGAUGUCACGGUCAAACACGGGCACGGGAACGGUGUGGGAACAGGACAGCCAACCGUCACGCCAGCCUUCCCAGGACACGCUCAGUCGCACGGACGAGGAUGAGGAAGAGAAUGACUCUAUGAGUAUACCCAGUGUGGUAAGUGAACAUGAAGCCUUCUUCCCCAGCGUCAUCGCCCACCGCCGUUUCUCCAGUCACGCCACCGGGGCGGCGACGACGCAGCCCGAGCCCAGCAGGAGCACCAUGCUUCCCAGUCACAGUGAACCGAAUGUUCUAGAGGAGGCCAAGGGCAUGAUGGAGGAGGGGGUCCUGUCUAGGGUGGCCAGCGUCCAGAGUGAACCGGGACAGCAGAACCUGCUCAUUCAGCCACCGCUGGGUCGAAAGAGAGGCCUGAGACAGCUUCGGCGCCCUCUGCUGUCCAUCCAGAGAGUCCAGGAUGAAACACGAGGUCGAGCCGGAGCCAGACUCUCCACCACCCGCAGAAGCAUUCAACCCAAAGGCAAAAUCCUCAGUAUGUCUCAUGACCAAAAGCGGUCGGUCACUUUUACCGAGACGCAGCCAGAAGGUUCCGGAAAGUCCCCCUCACCCACUGUCCCCAGUCUGUCUGAGGGACAGAAGACCAGUACCAUCCCGGUGUCACCUGGCGGUGGUCCCUCAGAGCCGUCGUCAGCUGUGAAAACGGAGCGCCAUAGCCCCGCCCAUCCACAGAUCUCCACCAUCACUGAAGGCAAGGUGAAGAAAGAACCGGGGUCCAUACGAAGCAGCCCCUCUCCCACCCCCUCAGGCUCCACACCCCCGUAUGGCUCCUGUUCUCCGCUUCCUCCGCCCCUCCCCGUGCUGGGGACGGCGGCGAGGUUGGAGGCGCCCCAGAUCAGCGAGAGCCCAGAAGACGAGGAGACGUCUGGGCUCCUCCAGUACCCAGACACCGUCCUCCACAUCAGCGAAGACAACGGCACGGAGAACCCCCUCCUGUCCUCCCUGCUCUCCCCCAUCCUCUCCACCUCCCCCAUCUCCCCGGUGGACCUGGACUUAGACGAGUCUCACGUCUGA
Molecule: messenger RNA, 9969 nt
Organism: Chanos chanos (milkfish)
Lineage: Eukaryota; Metazoa; Chordata; Actinopteri; Gonorynchiformes; Chanidae
Gene: unc80
Product: unc-80 homolog (C. elegans)
Exons: 65
Coding region: 1-9969 (3322 amino acids)
Biological process (GO): monoatomic cation homeostasis
Cellular component (GO): axon; cation channel complex
Molecular function (GO): monoatomic cation channel activity
Source: RefSeq, a predicted model, not a curated record